AUGGACAAGUGGACAGAUAGGAGAGGUCGUGUAUUUAUAAAUAUCCUAGUUAAUUGUUCACUAGGAUCGUAUUUCCUCCAGUCGGUAGAUGUUAGCACGGAUACGGUGGAUGCUAAGAAAAUGCUUGAGCUCUUUGAAACUUUUGUCAAUCAAGUGGGGAAGGACAAAGUUGUGCAAGUUAUAUCUGACAAUGCUUCAGAGAAUGUGAGAGCUGGCAAUGAUUUAAUGGAGUUGUACCCGACAUUGUACUGGACGCCCUGCGCUGUCCAUUGCAUCAAUUUAAUGUUUAAAGACAUCUUUGAGAUUCGUCAUUUUUCAAUGGCGUACAAGCGGGCUUUGAAAUUGUCAGUGUAUAUCCAUUCGAAGACAAAGCUUUUGAAUUGGUUGAGGAAGUAUACUGGGAAGCGUGACUUGGUCAAGUUUGCUAAGACUCGAUUUGCUACAGCAUUCUUGACAUUCAAGAGGCUUCACGAGCAGAAAAACAAUUUGAGAAAAUUGUUCAACUCAGAAGAAUUCCUCACUAGCUCUUACUUCAAAGAAGAGGCAGGAAAAGAGUGUUCUAGAAUUGUGCAAAUGCCAAACUUUUGGAAUACAAUUCUAGAAGCACUUAAAAUAGGCGGUCCAUUGAUUAGCACUCUUCGAUUAGUUGAUGGGGAUGUUAAGCCAUCAAUGGGCUAUAUUUAUCCUACGAUGGAGAUCACAAAGAAAGCAAUUGAAAAAGCUUUCGACAACACAAGCAAGGGUGAGCAAAAGGUUUCUCCUUCAAUUCAUUCGCCAGAAGUUGUUGCUGGCUUUUAUUCUUGUUUGGAGAGGUUGGUUCCAGAUCUAGAUCUGCAGGAAAAAAUUACCGAGGAAGUAUCUAUGUGGGAAGUUGGCGAGGGUUUAUUUGGCUUGCCAGUUGCCAAGAAGCAACGUGGUUCUAGAACUCCAGUUAAUUGGUGGACUUCUUUUGGGGGUUCAACUCCCAAUUUAAAAGAAUUCGCAAUUAAGCUUCUUAGUCUCACAACUAGUGCGUCUGGAUGUGAACGGAACUGGAGUGUCUUUGAGCAUUAUAAUAGGGCAUUGAGGCGACGAUGGGAAAUGCGGGAUACCAUUGAUCCAAUUUGUUUGGAUCAAAUUGAUUUUGCCAAUGAAUGGUUGACAGGUGCAAAUGAAACUCUUUAUUCUCUUAGGCAUGCUUCAAAAGGAAAAGAAAAGGUUGGGAGUUCAACUUCAAGGUCUAAGGGAAAAGAAAAGGAAAAUGAAGAUGAAGAUGAGGAAGAAGCAUGUGAGGAAGAUGGAGUUAUGGAAUUUGACAAUUUGGAUUUGUGUGAAGAAGAAGAUGAGUUUGAUCUGGAGGAUUGA
This is a messenger RNA of Ipomoea nil (Japanese morning glory), 1344 nucleotides long. RefSeq lists its product as uncharacterized. The transcript has 6 exons. Lineage: Eukaryota; Viridiplantae; Streptophyta; Magnoliopsida; Solanales; Convolvulaceae. Gene Ontology annotation, molecular function: protein dimerization activity. The record is from RefSeq and is a predicted model, not a curated record. The coding region runs from base 1 to 1344 and encodes 447 amino acids.